This is a messenger RNA of Brassica napus (rape), 1890 nucleotides long. RefSeq lists its product as uncharacterized. The record is from RefSeq and is a predicted model, not a curated record. NCBI's taxonomy places the organism in Eukaryota, Viridiplantae, Streptophyta, Magnoliopsida, Brassicales, Brassicaceae. Gene Ontology annotation, molecular function: zinc ion binding. The transcript has 5 exons. Bases 1 to 1890 code for a protein of 629 amino acids.
AUGAGCAAUAGAAUCAAGUACAAAGAAGGUGAUAAUGAGGCUGAUCAGAAUGGUAUUGGUAUCGAAGAAGAAGUUGUAGAGGAUUUAAGCGCUCACUUUGGAGAUGAUGCACAAAACGAGGACCCAUUGUCAUCUGAUGACGAUGAAGAGGAGUUUGAGCGUAGAGAAGAGGUUGCAAAUACACUUGGUUGUGAUGAGCUUCUGUAUUUGGGGAAAACGUACGGAUGUGCGUCUGAUUUUAAAGUUGCUUUGCUUAGGUAUUCUCUUCGAUCAAGAUCAGGAUACUCGAAGAUGUUGAAGACUUCUUCUAUUGCCAUUCUCUUUGAGGAAAGACUAAGAAUAAAUCCUAAAUUUACUAGGACAGAGAUGGUGGAUGAGAUACAGAGAGAAUAUAAUCUCACUGUCACUGAGGAGCAGUGUGGAAAAGCGAAGUCUAAGCUUUACAGAGAAAGGAAAGCCAGCCAUGAAGCUCACUUUUCUCGGAUUUGGGACUAUCAAGCUGAGGUCCUAAAAUCUAAUACGUACUCAACUAUAAAAAUUGACACUGUUCCAGGGCCUGUGGUAGGGAGCAAACAGAGAUUUGAGCGCCUAUACAUGUGUUUUACAGCUCAAAGAGAGACAUGGAUUGAAACUUGUAGACCCAUCAUUGGUUUAGAUGGAGCAUUUCUCAAAUGGGAUAUAAAAGGACACUUAUUGGCUGCUGUUGGAAGAGAUGGGGACAAUAGAAUAGUUCCAAUUGCUUGGGCUGUAGUGGAGGUCGAAAAUAACAUAAACUGGGAGUGGUUUGUUAGAUUGUUAAAUGAAGAUUUGGGACUACAAGAUGGCUCCAAAUUCACCAUCAUUUCAGACAAACAAAAGGGCUUAGUGAAUGCUGUUAAAAAUGAACUACUAGAAGCAGAACAUCGAAUGUGUGCAAGACACAUAUUGUCAAACUGGAAAAGAUACAGCAAGGAUCCUGAGUUAGAGCGUAUGUUUUGGAUAAUAGCUGGUUGCUACACCAUAGGAGAGUUCGAAGAUGCUUUAGAGGUACUGAAGAAAUAUAACAGAGGUGCGUGGGAUACUCUUCAACUACAGAACCCGAAAACAUGGAGUAAGGCAUUCUUUAGAGUUGGGUCGUUUUGCAAUGAUAACCUCAACAACCUCUGUGAAUCUUUCAAUAAAACCAUUAGGGAAGCAAGGAAAAAACCAUUACUUGACAUGCUAGAGGAUAUUAGGAGGCAAUGUAUGGUUCGUAAUGCAAAAAGAGCUAUUCUUGCAAAUAGGUUGAAAACACAUUUUACUAAGAAGGUGCACACUGAGAUUGAACUCAACAAAGAGAAAGCUAAAGAUUUGAGAAGGCAUAUAGCUUGUGGAAACGUGCAUGAGAUUGAUGACCAUAGUGUUUCUUAUCGUGUAGACAUGGAUCUCAAAACAUGUGGGUGUAUAAAAUGGCAGCUCACUGGAAUCCCUUGUAUCCAUGCCGCUUGUGUUAUUAGAGCCAAGAAGAUUAGGAUAGAAGAUUAUGUUGCUGGCUAUUACACAGCCCAAAAGUGGCGACAAACAUAUUCCCGUGGGAUUAUACCUGUCCUAGGUAUGAAGUUAUGGCCUCGGUUAAAUAGGUUAGGAGUUUUACCACCACCAUUUAGAGUAGGGAAACGUGGAAGACCAAGUAAUUAUGAUAGGAAGAAAGGGCUUCAUGAAACUUCAUCCAAGGCUACCAAGAUGACACGAGACAGGAGAGUCAUCACAUGCUCAAAUUGUCAUGUUGAAGGUAACAACAAGGUGACUUGUCCUAAUGACACAGUUGAGAGUGCUCCAAAAAGGCUAAGAGGCCGACCAAGAAAGGAUUUGGGAGAAUACUCUCAACCACAAGGACUCUUUCAAGAGUCAUCUCAACCCUCGCAAUUGUGA